UGCCCUUUUUAAUCCCGAUAUCCAUCUAAUCCACCCAAAUCAUAAUUUCUGUUAUUUCCUUAAACACGCUUCACAGUCUUCACAUCCAUCUUUAUCCAUGAAAAUCCUUCGAUAUCCUUUCAAUUUUGACUAUUCCAAUGUUUUUAAUAUUCUCAAAUACCCUGUUAUCCGAUUGAGUCUCUCAAAUUCCCAGAUAUCUCUCUUAACCACCAAAUCCCGCAAUAAACUUCUAAUCCCACUACCCUUCUAUAUAUCCUUUUUAAUCGCCUUGUUAAUUACUCCUAAUCCCUUCAUAUCCUUUUAUUAGUCCACUGACCGAUUUCCAUUUAUAGUCACUGACGCAUUGUCCUGAACGAAUUUUAUAUUAUUUAUAAAGAUUAAAAAUAAAAUUUAUUUUAUUAAAUAUUCCAAAAUUAAAAUUUAGCUGUUGGAAAAGUAAUAUUCUUAAAAUUAUAUUAUUAAAUAAAAAAUUUUUUGUUUUCAAGCAGUUUUAGCUUUUUUGUUCAUUUUUUCAAUGGUUUGCAUUUUAGGAAUUGAAGGAAGUGCAAAUAAGAUUGGCGUAGGCAUUGUUUGUGAUGGUGAAGUACUCAGCAAUCCUAGACGAACUUUUCAUGCUCCCCCUGGUGAAGGAUUUCGUCCAACCGAAACAGCAGUUCAUCAUCGACAGCAUGUUGUAUCACUUGUUAUUGAAGCUUUGAGAAUAGCGAAAAUUGAGAUUGAUGCAAUUGCUUACACAAAAGGACCAGGAAUGGGUGCGCCUCUGCAGGUUGGCGCUGUCGUUGCCCGUACACUUGCACAAUUAUGGAAAAAGCCUGUUAUUCCAGUCAAUCAUUGUGUUGGACAUAUUGAAAUGGGAAGAUUAAUUACUGGUGCUAAAAAUCCAGUUAUUCUUUAUGUUAGCGGUGGAAAUACACAGGUUUAUUCAUGUAUAAGAGCGAAUUUUUGUGAUUUUUGGGGCCGUAGGCGAAAGGAAAUUCAUUUUUAUUCAUCAUUCCCCUGGCAAUAUUUUCCUUUUCCUCCAUUUUCUGGAUGGGAUUGA
This is a messenger RNA of Meloidogyne enterolobii, 1039 nucleotides long. NCBI's taxonomy places the organism in Eukaryota, Metazoa, Nematoda, Chromadorea, Rhabditida, Meloidogynidae. The record is from the annotation of a GenBank genome assembly.